Ahaetulla prasina is the source of this 16985-nucleotide messenger RNA. It is a transcript of the gene CCDC88A, whose product is annotated as coiled-coil domain containing 88A. Gene Ontology annotation, cellular component: centrosome; cytoplasm. The record is from RefSeq and is a predicted model, not a curated record. The transcript is spliced from 30 exons. Gene Ontology annotation, biological process: cytoskeleton-dependent intracellular transport; cytoplasmic microtubule organization. NCBI's taxonomy places the organism in Eukaryota, Metazoa, Chordata, Lepidosauria, Squamata, Colubridae. Bases 886 to 6819 code for a protein of 1977 amino acids. Gene Ontology annotation, molecular function: microtubule binding; dynein light intermediate chain binding.
GGGAGUGAGCGAGGGGGCUGAGGUUGAAGGGAGAGGCUGGAGCUGCCGGUAGCCUUGGAACCGAGCGGGAGGGAGCGAUCAAUUGCGAGCGCUGAGGGACUAGGCGAGGGGGUGGGGCUCUGCUUCAUUUUUGAUGGGUGUUGCUCAGUUACCUCUAAAGUAAGGAAGGUUGCGGGACCGAGGCGAGAAAUAGAGGUGGCACAGAAAGCGGCAGUGCGAGGCUCUUGGGUGGGGUGAGCGCAGGAACCGGCGGGCGUCCUAUCUGCCUGGGCAGGGGGGGAACGUACGCGUGUGUGUGUUGGGGAUGGGUGGGAGAGAUCGGCUUGGGUAGGAAAAAGGGCGAUCUCUUCUCAGCGUGAAUCUAAGAGACUUCUCGAGUGGUUGGGAAGGAGAAUGCGAUUUCCUGUCUUUCCUGUCAUACAUACGGGUUGGGUUUUUUUUUUUGCUAGCUGGGGAUUAAAAUUAGCUGUCGGGGCGAGUUUCCUUGAAAUUUGCUCCCGUUCGCAUGCCUGCGGCUUGCCUGCUUGUGGUGGUGCAGCCUAGAGAGACAGGGGUGGUGGGGGGGGAGAGUUUGCGGCUGAUGUAGGAUCGUCGUCGGGUUUCUUCUUUCUCCUUCCCCCUUCAGCGCGGAAAGAGGAGGAAGAAAGAGUCAAUCGGAGCCGUAGGCGAAAAACCCCCAAGAACGUCCAUGGCCUCCCGAUCCCUCCGUUUUUGGACGAGGUGGAUAAUGAAAUCUUUGUUGCUACAGCUCUGACUACUUUUGAAUUUUAUUUGGGAACCAGCCAGGGUAUAUUCUUCCUGAAGACGUUGGGCAUUUCACGGAAUUACUGCAAAGAAGAGACUUUUCUCAUCUAACCUUUUAUAAUUCAGAUAUUUUGUUAAAACAUGGAAAAUGAGAUAUUCACACCUCUUUUGGAGGUCUUCAUAUCCAGCCCACUUGUUACCUGGGUUAAGACAUUUGGAUCCUUAGCUGGACAAAAUGCAACCAACCUGGAAGAAUAUGUUGCACUUCUAGAUGGAGUUUUCUUAAAUGAAGUUAUGCUGCAAAUAAAUCCUAAAGCAGCUAAUCAAAGAAUAAAUAAGAAGGUCAACAAUGAUGCAUCACUUCGAAUUCAAAAUUUGUCUAUUUUAAUAAGACAAAUUAAAUCAUAUUAUCAGGAGACAUUGCAGCAAUUGAUCAUGAUGCCUUUGCCAAAUGUUUUAAUAAUUGGAAAAAAUCCCUUUUCAGAACAAGGCACUGAAGAAGUAAAAAAACUCCUCCUACUUCUGCUUGGUUGUGCUGUUCAGUGCCAGAAGAAAGAAGAAUUCAUUGAAAGAAUACAGAGUUUAGAUUUUGAUGUAAGAGCAGCUGUUGCUGCCCAUAUACAAGAGGUAACCCAUAAUCAGGAAAAUGUGUUUGAUCUCCAGUGGAUGGAUGACAGUGCUCUGGCACAAGAUUAUAUUGAACCUCUCCUUAAAAACAUGGCAUUGCAUUUAAAACGACUUAUAGAUGAGCGAGAUGAGCAUUCUGAGACUAUCAUAGAGCUUUCCGAAGAACGAGACUCUCUUCAUUUUCUACCUCAUGCAUCAGCAGCACAAUCACCUUGUGGAUCUCCAGGAAUGAAAUGCACUGAAAGCAGACAACACUUAUCAGUGGAAUUAGCAGAUGCCAAAGCAAAGAUUAGAAGGCUUAGACAAGAGCUUGAGGAAAAGACUGAACAGUUGCUGGAUUGUAAGCAAGAAUUUGAACAGAAUGAAACUGAAUUAAAGCGACUUCAACAAGAGAAUAUGAGUUUACUUUCGGAUGCCCGAUCUGCCAGAGUGUAUCGGGAUGAACUUGAUGUUCUCAGAGAGAAGGCAAUCCGGGUUGACAAGCUUGAAAGUGAACUCAGCCGAUUUAAAGAAAGACUACAUGAUAUUGAAUUCUACAAGGCUAGAAUAGAGGAACUAAAAGAAGAUAAUCAAGUAUUAUUGGAAACAAAAACAAUGUUGGAAGAUCAAUUAGAGGGAACCCGAGCCCGUUCUGAUAAAUUGCAUGAAUUAGAAAAGGAGAAUCUGCAAUUAAAAGCUAAACUCCACGAUAUGGAGAUGGAACGUGAUAUGGAUCGGAAGAAAAUUGAGGAACUUAUGGAGGAAAAUAUGUCACUAGAAAUGGCUCAGAAGCAAAGUAUGGAUGAAUCACUACAUUUGGGCUGGGAACUUGAACAGAUAAACAGAUCAUCAGAAAUUUCCGAAGUGCCACAGAAAUCACUUGGUCAUGAAGUGAAUGAACUAACAUCGAGUAGAUUAUUAAAACUAGAAAUGGAAAAUCAAACUUUAUUAAAAACAGUAGAAGAAUUACAACAUGCAAUGGGUUCCGUAGAAGGCAAUAACUCGAAACUAAUGAAAAUGGAAAGAGAAAAUCAAAGGCUGAAUAAAAAGCUGGAAGGACUGAAGAAUGAAUUUACUGAAGAGAAACAGAGUCAUCAGAGUAGUCAGAAUCUUUGCAAAGAUCUCAUGAAAGAAAAAGCACAGCUUGAAAAAACAAUUGAAACUUUGAGAGAAAAUUCAGAGAGACAGAUUAAAAUCCUGGAACAGGAAAUUGAACACUUGAAUCAGACUGUAACUUCACUUCGACAGCGUUCACAAAUCAGUGCUGAAGCAAGAGUAAAAGAUAUUGAGAAGGAAAAUAAAAUUCUCCAUGAAUCUAUCAAGGAGACAAGCAGCAAACUGAGUAAAAUAGAAUUUGAAAAGAAGCAAAUGAAAAAAGAGUUAGAACAUUAUAAAGAAAGGGGAGAAAGAGUAGAUGAGCUGGAGAAAGAGGUUCAUCAUCUUGAAAAAGAAAAUGAACUAUUACAGAAAAGAAUUACUAAUUUAAAAAUUACAUGUGAAAAAAUUGAUUCUUUAGAACAAGAGAAUUCCAGUCUAGAUGUUGAAAACAGAAAGCUGAAAAAGACUUUAGAUAGUCUGAAAAAUCUCAGCUUUCAGUUAGAGUCCUUAGAGAAAGAGAAUGUGCAACUUGAUGAAGAAAACUUAGAACUCAGAAGAUCUGUUGAAUCUUUGAAGAGUACCAACAUCAAGAUGGCUCAGUUAGAACUAGAAAAUAAAGAACUGGAAAGUGAGAAAGGCCAGCUACAGAAGAGCCUGGAUCUUAUGAAAACAUCCUUUAAAAAGACAGAACGUUUAGAAGUGAGUUAUCAAGGCUUGGAUACAGAAAAUCAAAGGUUGCAGAAAACCCUAGAAAACAAUAACAAAAAGAUUCAACAUCUAGAAAGUGAAUUACAAGAACUGGAGUCAGAAAAUCAAACCCUGCAAAAAAAUCUUGAGGAACUCAAAAUCUCCAGUAAACGUUUAGAAAAAUUAGAAAAAGAGAAUAAACUUUUGGAGCAAGAGACAACCCAGCUAGAAAAAGAUAAGAAACAGCUAGAGAAAGAGAAUAAAAGACUCAGGCAACAAGCAGAUGUUAUGGAUAGCACACUAGAAGAAAAUAAUGUGAAAAUAGGUCACCUGGAAAAAGAGAACAAGUCACUCUUUAAAGAAAUUGGUUUAUGUAAAGAAGCAUCUAUUCGUCUAAAAGAAGUGGAAAAGGAAAAUAAAGAGCUUGUAAAAAGAGCUACCAUUGAUAAAAAAACACUUGUUACAUUACGUGAGGAUUUGGUGAAUGAAAAACUGAAGACACAGCAGAUGAAUAAUGACUUAGAAAAACUUACACAUGAACUUGAAAAGAUAGGUUUAAACAAGGAACGUCUCUUACAUGACGAGCAGAGUACUGAUGACAGUAAGUACAAACUUUUGGAGUCAAGGUUAGAGUCCACACUGAAGAAAUCACUUGAAAUAAAAGAAGAAAAAAUUGCUGCUUUGGAAGCUCGAUUAGAAGAAUCAACAAAUCUCAAUCGACAGCUGCGCCAAGAGCUUAAGAUAGUGAAAAAGAAUUAUGAAGCCCUCAAACAAAGACAAGAGGAGGAGAAAAUGGUACAGAGUUAUUCUUCAAAACUUGAUGAAGAAAGUCAGCCUGUCACUAAAUGGGAAAGAGAUAAUCAGGAAACUACUAGAGAACUUUUGAAGGUUAAAGAUAGAUUAAUUGAAGUUGAAAGAAAUGUGGAGAAUUCAGCAAUUAAUUCCCAAAGCACAUCACUUAUGAACCAGAAUGCACAGCUAUUGAUUCAACAAUCAACCUUAGAAAAUGAAAAUGAAUCCAUAAUAAAGGAACGGGAAGACUUGAGAUCAUUUUAUGAUUCUCUAAUCAAAGAUCAUGAAAAAUUGGAACAACUUCACGAGCGGCAAGCAGCUGAAUAUGAAUCUCUCAUUUCUAAACAUGGAAACCUUAAAUCUGUACAUAAGAAUCUUGAAGUAGAACAUAAGGAUUUAGAAGACAGAUACAGUCAGUUACUUCAGCAAAAAGUACAAUUAGAGGAAUUGGAAAAAGGCCUCAAAGUGGAGCAAGAAAAGAUGCUUCAGCAAAACAAGAAACAUGAAAUGGUAGCAGUGGAAUACAAAAAACUUUGUGAAGAAAAUGACAGAUUAAAUCAUACAUAUCUACAACUUUUGAAAGAAAAUGAAGUUCUUCAGGUUGAUCACAAGAAUUUAAAAACUUCACUAAACAGUUCUAAAUUAGAGCAAACACGACUGGAGGCUGAAUUUUCUAAACUUAAAGAACAAUAUCAACAACUGGAUAUUACUCACACAAAACUAAAUAAUCAGUGCGAGUUGCUUAGCCAACUAAAAGGGAACUUGGAAGAAGAAAACAGACAUCUACUGGACCAAAUACAGACUUUAAUGUUACAAAACAGAACACUUUUGGAACAGAAUAUGGAAAGCAAAGAUCUCUUCCACGUUGAACAAAGGCAGUAUAUUGACAAGUUGAAUGAAUUGAGAAGACAAAAAGAAAAAUUAGAAGAAAAGAUUAUGGAUCAGUAUAAAUUCUAUGAACCAUCUCCCCCUAGAAGGAGAGGCAAUUGGAUUACUCUGAAAAUGAGGAAAUUGAUAAAAUCAAAGAAAGAUGUCAACCGAGAACGCCUCAAAUCUCUGACUCUGACACCAACCCGCUCAGAAUCUAGUGAAGGAUUUCUUCAGCUGCCACAUCAAGAUAGUCAAGAUAGUUCCUCUGUGGGCUCAAAUUCACUUGAAGAUGGCCAAACAGUGGGGACUAAAAAAAGCAGCAUGGUUGCACUGAAAAGACUGCCCUUUUUGAGGAACAGACCGAAGGAAAAAGACAAAAUGAAGGCCUUCUACCGUCGCUCCAUGUCAAUGAAUGACCUGAUGCAGUCCAUGGUCUUAGCAGGAGGACAAUGGAUAGGUAGUUCUGAGCAUCUGGAAGGUCCUGAUGAUAUAUCCACGGGUAAAAGGAGAAAAGAAUUGGGAUCUAUGGCCUUCUCUACUACAUCCAUCAACUUUGCAACUGUCAACUCUGCUGCAGGCUUGAGAUCCAAGCAGUUGCUUAAUAAUAAAGAUACAACAUCUUUUGAAGAUGUAAGUCCACAAGGAAUUAGUGAUGAUUCUAGUACAGGUUCAAGAAUUCAAGCUUCCAGGCCAGCCAGCCUUGAUAGUGGCAGAACAUCAACUAGCAAUAGCAAUAAUAAUGCAUCACUCCAUGAUGUCAAAGCAGGUGCAAGUAACAACCAAAGCAGGCCUCAAAGCCACAGUAGUGGAGAAUUUAGCCUACUUCAUGAGCAUGAAGCAUGGUCCAGCAGUAGCAGCAGCCCCAUACAAUAUUUGAAAAGUCACACUAAAUCUAGUCUCCUGCUUCAUCAUACAAUGUCAGAAAAAAUAGAUAAACAAGGAAUACGGAGAAUUAAAACUGAAUCCCCUGGAAGUGAAAUGGUUACUCUGCAGCAAUUUCUGGAAGAAAGCAAUAAAGUUACUUCAGCUGAGCUAAAGUCUUCAAGCAAAGAUAAUCUUUUGGAUGAAGUAAUGAAAUUUUUUUCAGAAAACGCUGAAUUAACAGGAAGAGAAAAACUAAGCAAACAGACAUCAGGCAAUAGUGGUAUUGUCAGAUCACAGAGUGUAAGAAAUACAACAGAAUUAUCUGAUGGAAAGUUAGGUAAGCAAGAGCCUCUUACAAGGCUCAAUUUAAACAGAACAGAAGAUUCUAAAGAUUUGAACUUUUUAGAGACUUACGCUGCAGGCACUAAAGGAAAGGUUAGGUCUAUUAAAGAAAAUGUCCAGUCGCAGCGACAAUCAAAAGACUGCAAUCCCUAUGCUACUUUACCUCGUGCAAGCAGUGUGAUUUCAACAGCAGAAGGAACUACUCGGAGGACCAGUAUCCAUGAUUUUUUAUCUAAGGACACUAGGCAGCCAAUAUUUGUUGAUCCAACUCCAGCUACAGCUGAACAAAGUUUUAUAUCAUCUUCGAGUGAGUACAAUCCUCAACAACAAUCUUCUAUUUUUUAUUAUGCUCCUGAUUGUGCAGUUACUUUUUCCGAAACUGACUUAGCUAAUAUUACUAUACCCGAUCAUUUGAAUAUACCUGAAAGGAUUAGCCAUUCCAGAACAAAGACCAAAUUUAUUACUAAAACAUUUUCUCUCAGUAAUGUAAAUAAUGAUAAAGUAGGCAUAUCUUCUUCAGGCCAUUUUUCCAUGCCAUUUUUAACACUUAAUACUGAAUUAGUCUGUAAUGUUAGUGGAUUACCUCAAACAUCCAUAACCAGAACAGAGAAAUCACUUCAUUCAUUGGUGAAAUUGCCACAGCAGGAUCACAAACAACCUUAUGAAAAUCAGAAAUCUGAUAAUGAAAAGGUAGAUGUCACACAGAAUAGCAAUAAACUUGAAAGCCUUGUGCAUACAGAUUCUAAUGAUCGUGAAUCCCCUUUUUUAGCUGAUGAAGAUACCCAAACUAUUUGGUAUGAAUAUGGUUGUGUAUGAUAAGCUAUAUAGUUAAGUAACUUCUUCUGAUAAAAUAUGAAUGGACUUGAAACAUAGAGCCUGCCUUAUUAAUUAGAUAGAAAAGAAACUAAGAUUUUUGUUUCCUUGAGUAGGGGUGAACAACUCACCUUUUUUUUUCUUAGCAUGAGAAGGAAUGUAAAUUAAAACCAUGCUAAAGUUUGCAUGAAGUAUUAAUUGUAAUGUGUGAUUGCUGCAUGCCUCAUCAAAAAUCUUAAUGGAAGCUAUCUGAUUUUUUUCUUCUAUUUGUUUAAAAAUAUGUUAUGGACAUUACUGAAUGCAUGCUAGCCAGUUGCAUGGUGCCAUGCCAGAAACAACAUUUUUUUAAAAAAUUACAGUAUAGCAAUUAUAACAAUUUACAGCAAUUACUAAUUUUUGGACAGUUUCUCUUCUAUUCAGAUGCUGCAGUUUUAUGUGGAUUAGAUUUUAGGCCCAAUUCAGCUACGUUAAAUUUUGACUGGUUUAAAAUAAGUAGAAUUGUUUGGUGUGUGCUUCAUGUUGCAUUGUAUUCAUGUCACCUGACCUGAAUUGAACUCUUCCUGUUCUUUCCCACUCAGCUAGUAAAAAUGUGCAAGGAAGUUUGUACUGUAGCUUUUAAUUUUUAAUGUAUCGUAAAGAAAUGUCAGAGUCAAAAUAAUUCAGUGUAACUGCCAUUUUCAUACUCAGUAUAUAAUAUAUAUGGCAUAAAGCCUUGGUUUUGUUUAACAAUAUAUAACAGGCAAAGUUGCACCGAAAAGACAAACCUGCUUCAUUUCUUUGUUUUUUUCUGUUCUUUUCCAUUCCAUGCUUGAAGCACUUAUGUACUCCUGUGUUGUGUUGUCUGUAGGCCUACAUCAGAAUUUUUAUUAUAUAGCAUUAAUUUUGACAUUAUGUUAAAAUAAAAAAUAAAAUGGAACAGCACUAUCUUUUUUCUUCUUAUUGAAUAAAAUAGCUAAUUAGAAAGUGUUUUCAAAAUCUUUUAAAUUGGCCUCAGCAAAUUGUUUUAGUUGUGCUCAAAUUCUUAGUUCAUUUGUUUUUCAUUGUAUAAUCAAAUCAUAUAUUGUAUUUCAAGUUACAUCCAAUAAGCUAUACAUACAAAUUUUUGUGUAUGGCUACUAUUGUCUGUACAUCUGGAAAAAAUUCCUGUCUAAGAUACUGUAAAGUUUCUGCUUAGAACUAUGAUUUGACAUAUAUGAGGUGGAUAGCCUAAUGGCCUUCCUUAGUGUAAUGUAGCCUGUGUUAUGCUAUUUAAGAAUCGCAUCCUUUAAAAAGUCUUGCAGAAUUACUUGAAACCUAUAAGAUGAAAGAAUGUAAACAUUUCUGUACAACCUUAAUAAUUGCACAGCUUACCCAUUUUGCACAUGUCAUUAUAAUUGGCUCACAUUUCUUUUUUUCUUUUAGCCCCUUCAGGUUAGUAUUGAUUCUUGGUGACAGCCUGGACUAAUUCUUGCAGUUUUCUUGGCAAGGAUUUUGGAAGUGGUUUGCUAUUGCCUCUUUUCUAGGGCUAAGAAAGAUUGACUGUUCCAAAGUCAUCUUGGCUUUUUCUAAGGCAGAAUUCACAGUCUUUCAGCUUCUAGCCUGAUGCCUUAACUGCUACAACAAAUUAAAUCUCUGUUGCCUUAUUUUAGAAGGAUGUAAUUUUUUUGUGCAUCUUUAGAGAACCAAAGUUUCAGAUACAUUGUUCCAGGUUACAUGGGGUCUUAAACAGCUUGUAAUGCAGCUCCACAAGAUCAUAAACUUUUAACAUUAUUAACAAUUCCUCUUCUUGCAGUGCAGCCCAGGUAAGCCAAAAGGUUGGCCCACCAUAAUUAACAAGCUGACAUAGCCUCCAUAGGAUAACAAAGUUAAACACAACUUCUUUCUGAAAAUUGGAAUGCAUAGUUAACUAUUUAUGUAUAGUGAAUGGAUGCAGUUUAAGCAUCCUUCUAUUUAGUACUUUGUAAUAUCUUCUUUGGCACAAUUUAUAUCCCUGCUAAGAGUCUAACCCAAAUCCUAACCCUACUCUUCCUUGCAGAAAUCUUAUAGCCUAUAAGCAUUCUUCAGUAUCUUUAUAUGAUCUGUGCAUUUGAAAUUUCCCAACAGAUUUUCAAUAAUACACUGCAUAUAGAGAAUAAAUAUGCAUUGAAAUAGUAAAAUAUGCUUAUCUGUGUACAACGUAGAAAUUAUGUUGUCUUCUCUACACUUAGGGAUUUGGUGGAAUGUACAGUUUGACUGGGUGGAGGGGAUCCUUAUACUUUUGCAUACAACUGUAUCAGAAAAAUACUUGAGUGCUCUUCACUUGAUUAUAUGAUUUCAUAUAUUCGCUUCCAUGAUUCUCUUCCAUUUCAGCAAAAUUAAAAAUGAGAUUUUCAGUGUGAGAUGGCAUUACAUUUUCUAAAAGUGGACUCUAUAAUUGAAUGAAAAUUGCAACAACAUGUAUUGUUAACUGCUGUUUACAACAUAUCUAGAAACUCUUAUCUUGUCAAUGACAUUUUACAUUAUUUUCCUCCCCCUUUCAACAAAUAUCACCAGCCAGUGAAAACCAGCAAUUAGUCUCCUUAAUUUAGUUUGGAGAUGGCACUGUCAAAGUGUUCUGGUUUGUUAAUAGCUGAUAGGUUCCUUUUGACACAGGUUUAGUACUAUUCCUAAAGAACACUACCUCCAUGUUCAGAAAUACCCCCAAACAACAAUGGAGCAAAUAAAGCUGUGCUAUAAAACACAGGAAGGGAGACAGUUAUCUGUAUCCAGCUUCACUGUUCAAUCCCCCUCUCACCAUCAUGGGUCAAGCUUCGUUUCAGGCUGAUCCUCAUAUGGAAGCCCUUUACUUAGUAGGUAAAGGGGAAAAUUUGGCUUGAAAGAACAGGAUUUCUCUACUAUCCAAAGUAGAAUGGCACUUAGUGUUAUUACCUGCUUAAAAAGGCAGGCACUGUUCAGUACUGGAAUGGCUAAAAUGAGUUUAAGCUGCAACAGAUAUUGGGAAUGAGAUAAAAGCAACAUGAAGCCUCUGGAAAGAUAAAGAUGGGAUAUAUCAUCUCAGCAAUGACUUGUGGGUGGAGAUGGGGGCAGGGCACUCUUGGAGUUAUGGGUUGUGAUUGAGAGGGCCAACCUACCAUGUAUUACUGACACCUGGCUUGGGGGUGAGGUGUCCCCUUUUUGAGAUGUGCCCAGCUGGAUUUUGGAUGUGGAAGAAAGAUGAAACAGCUAAAAAGAUGGCUGACACACCACUGGAAGACAAGGAGCAAACCUCAUCAAACACAGGCCUACCUUGUGGCAAAAAGGGUAGCAAAAUAUAUUUCUCUGCCCUUAUUGCAUCUGUAGAGUUCUCUGGUGGCCCUAUUUGGGGUAAACCCAGACUCUCCUUGGAAGGAGUAAUUCUGUAUUUAAAAGGUUGCUGUGAAGAAUAUGCUAGGAAUCUGACAGAUAAAGUUGCUCAGAUUCUGUCUGUGGUGGACUCUGCCUUGAAGCAGAACCAGUGAUGGCUAUGGAGGCUAGGUCUUUUACAGUUAUCUGUUGAGCCUGAGGAAGUGGGUGGGGUUCUUGCCUGUAUUAGAUCCAUGCACUUUUGGCUGGUCAAGGCUGUCGAGGGGAUCUCUGAUUGGGUUUUGGUGGUAGUUAAUUAUGUCUUGAGAUAAAGGAGCUCCAUGAGCUCUUAAGGGUCCAUUGCUCUAUCCGGCCAGUCUGGAUACUUUUGUUGAGAAGAUGGUUGAAGUGCAGUUUCAAUGGUCUCUGGAUGAAACAGGUUAUCAAGACCUUGGCCUAGGCUCAAUUAGGAUUUAGUCUGGGGUAUGGGAUGGAAACAGUGGGAACGCCAUAGUGGCCUAGGAGUGAAGAUGCUUACCUCCUACUCAGAAGGUUGAGAGUUCAAUCCGAAGCAGGGGCAGAUGUUUCUUUAUUAGGAUGCAAAGACAAAAAACCUCCUGCGAACUCUGCAUUAGGUGUCAGGAAAGGCAUCUGGCCAGUAAAUGCUCAGGCCCAUUCAGUUUCCCCAACUUAAUCCCUGAAUAACAGGAUUAAAGGGUUGCAAAAAGAAAAAUUGUGAUGGAAACAGUCUUGGAUGAAAUCUGGCAAGAGUGGGAUGAGGAUAGUGCAUCUUUUGAUCAUGGUAUCCUUCUGAACCAGUUCUGAGAGUUGGAUGUGGGUGGCACAGUGUUGUGCUGGUUCUUCUUCCUCUGGGCUGAUUCCAGUUGCUGUCAAUGGGAGAGAGAUCCAGUAUAUAGCCCCUAUUUUGUGGAGUGCCUCACAGCCCAAUCCUUUCUCCUAUCUUAUUUAAAGUAUACAUGAGGCCCUUGGGUGAGUAGCCAUCUGACGGUUUGGGUGAGUGAUACCAUGGAUGCCCUUUCCCAAUAUCUGGAAACUCUGAGGACCUAGAUGAGGUACAGCAUGGUUCGACUCAAUCCAAAUAAGACUUGAGUGACGUUGGGUGUUUGGAUUUUCUGGUGCCAGGAGACUUCUAUCAUUGAUCUUGGAUGGGAUGGCACUGCCACAGAAACACCCAGUGUGUAAUCUGAGGAUUCUUCUGGACUCAUGGCUCCUGCUCAAAGAGUAGGCAACAACUGUAGCUAUGAAGACCUUUGCACAUGUUUAAGUUGUGUGCUAGCUGCAUCCAUUCCUGGACCAAAGGUGCUUACUUGUCAUUGUGCCCUCAUAAUCUCUUGUCUGGAAUACUAUAAUGCACUGAACAUAGGUUUGCCCUUGAGGAGCAUUCAAAAAACUUCAACUGGUGCAGAAUGAAGCAGUAUGAAUAGUAAAUGGUACCAGUUAAUUGGCUCUUGUAACACAACUACUCCAUGAGUUGCAUUGAUUGCCAGAGUGCUUCCAGAUACAAUUCUGGGUGCCGGUUGUCACCUUUAAAGGACAGGGUUACUUGAGGGACCAUCUCCCCGGCUGUUUUCACCUGACUGAUCAGGUCCUGUCAGCCAAAGAAUGCCAACUGAUAGGGCUUACUAGACAUUCCUUUUCUGUGGUAGUGCCCGGCUUAUAAAAUAUUCUUCCUCUGGAGAAUGGCCCCGCCUUUCAUAAGGUUCUGAAGCCCUGGUUCUAGGCCUGGAACUGGGACCCCAAAAGUGUGCAGGGAUCCAUUACUUGGUUAUGCUAGUGAUUGCUCAGCUGCUAUGUAUUUUAACUUUUGUCACAUUAAUAAUUGUUUGUAUUUUAUUUUAACUGUUGCCAUACAGUUAUUUGUUGAGAUGGGCAGCUAUAUAAAUUGGAUAAAUAACAACAAAUAAAAUAUCAUUUUAGGGUAUGGCAGAAAAAAAGAUUGCCAGGCAAGUUCAUCUUGUAAUUAGAUACAAAGUGAAAAAGUCCUUUUAUAAAGUUAGCUAAUUUGCAAGAGAAACUGUGGUACAAAAAGGAUUGUGCUGCAACAAUUCACACUUGAAACAAGAAUGUGUGAUUAGCUUUCAAUAGAUUUAUUUUUUUCAGCACUUACAUAUAAGUAUUCAUUUCAUGAUGUGGGGCAUCUUAGAAAAAUGUUAUUAAAAUAACAUUAAAAGAUACAAUGUAUAGAAACAUUAAAAUGUUUAAAAGCCCGAGUAAAUAAGUUUCAAUCUCCCUUCUAAAUUGUAAGAAGGUAGGAAUAUAUUUUUAACUCAGCUAGUGUUCACUGGGUGUUGGUGGGGCAGAGGACAGGGUGACGAUUGAUAUAUGGAACUGAUGAGACAGCAGGGAAAGAUAAAUAAUUUUGAAUGUGUCCCAGUCUUCCUUCAAGGUAGACUGUUUUGUAUGCUUCUGCAGGUUUCACAUUUUUUUUUUGAAGUAGCUUGCCACUACCUUUUCCUAGAGCUGGAAAAAUGUAACUGACCCAUAGUCACCCAGCUGGCUUUAUGCCUAAUGUUGGACUAGAGCUCUGAUUUACCGAUUUCUAAUCCAACAUCUUAAUUACACCCAACUGACAUUCUACAGGAUGUAUCACAGUUACUUACUUUCUAAUCCCUUUCUCUUCUCAGAGCAAAGAAGAAACAAUUAGACCUAUAAGUCAAGUAAAAACAAUCACAAUCUAAGAUCAAACACAUUAAAAAACCAGCAUGCAAUACAAUGUAAUAAUUAUAAAAAGAAAAUUGUAAGAACAUCUUAAAGCAAUUAGCAACUAACAAUUAAUAGCAUGAGGUAGGAACCAGCUACUUAGAGUCACAUAAAAGUGAGAUGGGUAGCAGAGGUGGUAUUCAGCCAGUUCAGACCAGUUCAGGCGAACCGGUAGCGGAAAAUUUAAGUGGUUCUGUGAACUGGCAAAUACCACCUCUGACUGGCUCUGCCCCUGCUCGCCUCACCCCAUCUGGACGCCACGCCACGCCACGCCACCCUAUAUAUGUUGCCUUCACCAUGCGGCCCAGCUAAUCGCCUCGUUUCUGCACCUCAACCGCUCUGCUUACCAAAAGUAAGCAUGCUGCCCGCUCGCCCUUCACCUCAGGUCGGACUCGGGGUCUAGGGACGUGCCAUUCCCCAAUGCCCUGGAGCCUCAGCCUGGAUCGGGGAACCCACCAUUCCCCAACACCAGCCUUGCCCCGGAAGCCCGUCCUGUUCGCCAUUUGUCUUGGCUGGGUCAGGUAAUGUGCCAUUCCCUGGCUUUGGCCUUGUCCCGGAGGCCCUACUUGCCAUUCACUUUGGUUGGGUCGGGGAAUGCGCCAUUCCCCAGCUCUUACCUUCCUCGGGGCCUCCACCUACAUGCCACCCCCCCUGCUCACCCUCUGCCUCUCUCACCUUCGUCCUGACCUUGGGACUGGCAAGCCGCCAGUAGUUUUCAGCUGCCUUCCAGGCAGUUCUGCUGUGUUGUCAUCCCUCCAGCGCAGCAGGUUGUUCUGGCUGGGUCUGCCCACAAGAGGCACCUGAAGACAAUGGGGUGUGCGUGCGCGGCCAGUGCGAAGUACAGGGUGGCGGUGAUGGGACUUCAGGCCUCUUUUUUGGCCUGUAGUUUUUGGCACAAGAAGCCUGCAGCUGCCCCCUCUUUUUCAGCACAAGAUGCCUCCAGCCACCAUUGCUUCUCAUGCCGAAAAAGAGGCCUGAAGUCCCAUCACUGCCACCCUGUUUUCUGCACCGGUCGCACACGCACACCCCAUUGCCUGCCAGUACUGCUCACGGCCAGCCAGGAGAAGAACCUGUUGCACGGGAGGGAUGGCAUCGCAGUGGAGCUGCUCGGAAGGCAGCCGGAUUGCGGUGUCCCUUUAAGGUACUUUGACGCGGGGGGAGGAAGGGACCAUAAAGGGACAGGCCACAGGAAGCUGCCUUUUCUGCCAUUUCUGUGGGCAUGGCUUGGUGGGGGUCAUGUGACUGAGAGGGCGUGGCCAACGAUCUCACAGCAAGGUGCCACCCCCACAUGACCCCCACCAAGCCAUGCCCACAGAACCGGUAGUAGAAAAAUUUGAAUCCCACCACUGAUGGGCAGCUAUAUAAAUUGAAUAAAUAAGUUGUAGCUGUUGAUAAACUUUGUACAACCUUCUUAGAGGUUUCUGAAAAACAAUAACAGCCUCCUGAUCAUAGUGGCAAUUACAGUUAUUGGAAGUACCAAUAAAAGAGAAUAUUUGCAGCUCAGGGUUGAAAUGAAAGGUCCUUGAUGCUUUCUGAGCUUGGUUGUUUUCUUGCAGCUUUUUCAUUUAUUACUGAUGAUGUUACUUAGUUUGGGUAAUGAAAUGGCUGCAAGAAAACAACCAAACUCAAAGUAUCAAGGACCCCUCAUAAUUGUAAGUAUUAAGCAUGAUCACCAUUGCCGUACAUUGAACAUUUUAAUAGCACAUAUGAAAUGAAUUCUAUCCCCUAGUCUGAACAAAAGCAACUUUGACUUGCAUAUGUUGAGGUUAUCAACCUAUCGUUGCCCUAAUUCAGGCCAAAGCAAAUAAACACUUAUGUGGAUAUAUAAGAUGUUAUAGGAACAUUUAGGAACAGACGAGGGAAGAGUGAUCAUGAUAUAAAAGAGACGGGAGACUUCGGCUCUGUCAUUGUGGAUAUCCCAGAUUAGUUCAACCAGGGCAGGGGUAAAGUGCUCCCGGUUCAGACCAGAUCGCCCAAGCCGGUAGCGAUGGUGGCGGGUGGUUUAGAGAACUGUUAGCAAAAAUCCCUGCCACCCCCCCAUGCCCAGCUGAGCCGCGCGAUCAUCAGAGGUUUUUUGUUUUUUUUUACUUUUCAAAGCAUUUUUUCUUUGGCCGAAAAAAUGCUUUUAAAAAUUAAAAAAAAGCCUCUGAUGAUCGCGUGGUUCAGCUGGGAUCUUCAGAGCCUUUUAAAAGCAUUUUUUCUACAACCUCUUGGGCCGAAGAGGUUGUAGAAAAAAUGCUUUUAAAAGGCUCUGGCGAUCCCAGCUGAGUUGCCUAAUCGUCAGAGGCUUUUUUUCUUUUAAAAGGAAAAAAAUGCUUUUAAAAGAAAAGAAAAGCCUCUGACCAACGGCAACUCAGCUGGGAUCGCUAGAGCCUUUUAAAAGCAUUUUAAAGUCCUUAUAAAUAGACAACUGAGUGCCAUAUAGCAUUAUACCCAGAACUUUGGCUUUAAAUACUUUAAUGGCUCCUGGGACAUAAUUGUCACAAAUUGACCUACAAAUUUAGUGGUUGCAAAGGAUGCUUUGGGGGCUUUUAUUUGGAGCUUUCUUGUUUGAGCGAACCAACAGAUAGAAGAAUACAAAUAAAGAUCUAGAUAUUGAAAGGAUUUUACCUGCUUGAUGAGUUUGCUAUUAAUUGUCCAUCUAAUUGGGCCUUAAAGCAUUACUUUUGUUCUAGAGUAAUUCAGCACAAUAGAGGUUCUCUAAAGCAGUAACGUGGCAGAGCUUUAAGGCAUUUUAAGGCCUACUUGGCUGCAUAAUCAGAUUAAAUAAACUAGAGAUGAAGCAGUAAGAGAGGGAGUCUUAUACAUCUCAACAAUAUUGUUAAUGUACAAGCUGAAUAACAGUGGGAUGAGAUUAUCAUCUUGUUCUAUACGUUUGCUAAUAGGUUUAAUUAAAUCACCAAGAAUAUUAUCCUUUGCUUGAGUAAAGAUUGUGCCUUGGUGUAUACCAUUAUUAAUCUAAGAAAACAACAAUUUAUCAUUGUAGUGGUAAUUUCCUCCAGAAUUGUUCUUGAAGAAUAGAUUCAGACUUAUUCCUCUUCUAUUAAUAAUGAAAAAAUUUCUAUGACCCUAGAGAUUGCAGCUGCUUCUCAUAUAUUUAUUUUAUUUAUAGACAUUAUCUCUCUAUUGCCCCAAGUCAUGUCAGCUAGUAUUUUACAUCUCCAACUUUUAACGCUUGCUGCUAUCUCCCAAACCUUUUCAUGGGCUUGCCUGUAAUUCCUUGAAUAAAUUCCUUCUACACUUUUUAUAUUUAAAUUAUUAUUGUUACAAAUAAUUCAAGAUGGCUAACAUAUCCAACACAUUUCCUCCUAUUUUCCCCACAACAAAAAUCCUGUGAGGUGGGUUGGGCUGAGAGAGAUUGAUUGGCCCAAAGUUACCCAGCUGAUUUUCAUGGCUAAGGCAGAAUUUGAACUCUGGGUCUCCUGCUUUUUAGCAUGUUGCCUUAACCACAAGUCCAAACUGGCUCUCUUACAUGUUGUAUUUUUAUUCAGAACUGGGGCUCAGAAUCAUUAAGAUCAUUCCUGCCUAUCAUCUGCCUCCAGACAUUGGGGGAGAGAAAAAAAAUAAGGGGGAAAUGAGGCACAUAUAACGAAGUAUUAAAUUAACCACACAUCUUUUUGAUUAUUCCUUUUCUCAUCAGUCACUAAAACAUAAAUUUCUUAUUGAAUAUAUAACAGAGUUGGAAGGGACCUUGCAGAUCUUGUAGUCCAAUGCCCUGCACAAGCAGGAAACCCUAUACCAUUUCAGAUAAAUGGUUGUCACAUCUCUUCUUAAAAACUUCCACUGUUGGAGCACCCACAAUUUCUGGACACAAGUCGUCCCACUGAUAAAUUGUUCUGAAAAUAUCAGAUCCUCUUUUACUUCAACAGCUAAAGGCAUUUUCUUUACUGAGAUUUGUAGCUUGAUUUUCUUCUAUUGUUAAACAAAGCAGAAAUGAAACUGAAUCUUUGUUCUUCAUCGCUUGUAACAAUUGUAAAGGUUUAGAAUGGUAGGACGAUCUAGGAUUCGGUGUAAGGAAGAUCCAGACAGAAAAAUAAUAGUUAGUAAAAAUAAAGUUCUUCAGAGAUGGUAAUAAGCAGCCUAGGACUAGUCUCAGUUUCAGUGGGGAAAAAAUCAAGUAACUUUAUCACCAUAGAUUUCAUUUGCCUUAAUACCAAUUGGAACUUAUA